Messenger RNA from Oryza brachyantha (malo sina), 1968 nucleotides. RefSeq names its product SPX and EXS domain-containing protein 5. Gene Ontology annotation, cellular component: membrane; cytoplasm. NCBI's taxonomy places the organism in Eukaryota, Viridiplantae, Streptophyta, Magnoliopsida, Poales, Poaceae. The coding region runs from base 410 to 1678 and encodes 422 amino acids. The transcript is spliced from 13 exons. The record is from RefSeq and is a predicted model, not a curated record.
GCCGCGCACCUUCCAAAGAGAAAAAUCCCCUUUCUCCCAUUCGCACGGCUUCUUCUUCUUCCUCCUCCUCGCCCACCCCACCUCGCAGAUCUCGCCAUCUCCUCCUCCUCCUCCUCCCCCGCCGCCGCGGCCCUCGCCGUCGUCUCCGCGAAGUCGCUCUCGCCGCCUCCCGCACGCGCGCUGGUUGCGCGCUCCGUCCCGGCAACUGCGCUCUCUCUCGCGGCGUCUCUGGAGAGGGGGAGAGAGAAGGGGCUUUGUGUAGUCUCUGGAGGCUUCCUCCUCCGUCGACGGCUCCUCCAGUCCUCCUCCUCCUCCCCUGUCGAGGUGGAGAUCCGGGGCGGUCUUCCUCGGGUUCACGCAUCGGCGGAGGCGCCUGCGUGCGCAGAGGCUCGGGGGCGGCGCGGGCGAGAUGAAGGGGUCGGCCAUCCCGGCGGUCGCGAUCAUGCCCUCGCCGCUCUUCCUGUGGCGGUUUAAGGUUAUAUUGUUUCUCUUAUGGGGUUUAUGUUGUUGCAAGAUAGGUUGGGACUCUGUUAUGAGAAUGAGUGCUGAUCUGCGAGACUUAUUUCUCUAUGAGGCUUUCUUGUACUACAAUCCCCUUCUUCUUGUGGCUCUGAUGAUUUGGUUAUGGGGAGUAAACUUGUGGGUCUUUGCACAGUCAUCAGUGAAUUACGCAAGAGUGUUUGAUCUUGCACAAACACAUUUAUCACACCGAGAAAUAUUUAGGUGUGCUACUUGGCUUACUUUGAUUGUUCCCACAAGUAUGACAGCUUACCUAUAUUUGUACUCACAUGGAGAAGUGUCUCUCGCUGCAUCUCAACCAGUUCUUUUAUAUGCUAUCCUUCUGAUGGUCCUCCUUUCUCCUUUUGAUAUGUUUUACCUGUCGUCACGUUUUUACUUUCUGAGGACAGUGUGGCGUAUAAUGCUUCCAUUGCAAGCAAUUACAUUCCCCGACUUCUUUUUGGCUGAUAUUUUUACAUCCAUGUCAAAGGUCUUCUCAGACUUGGAACGUUCAGUUUGUCGCAUGGUCAAUCGGCAGGUUGCGACAAUCGCUUGGUUUGAAGCAGAUUCAAUUUGUGGCAGCCAUUCUGUUGCUAUUCCUCUAGCCCUCGUGUUCCCUUAUUUGUGCCGAUUAUUCCAAUGCCUUCGGCAAUACAAGGAUACAAAAGAGAAGACUUGUCUUUUUAAUGCACUCAAGUACUCAACAGCAGUUCCAGUGAUUUUCCUUUCAGCUCUCAAGUAUCAUGUAUUCCCUGACAAAUGGGUUAGCUUUUACCGACCCCUCUGGCUUAUUUCUAGUGUUAUAAAUUCGCUGUAUUCCUUUUACUGGGAUAUAAAGCGAGAUUGGGAUUUAAGCAUUUUAACUAGGAUUUUCAUGUUCAAAAACCCGAGUACAUGGACUAACCUUCUUUAUGGGCAGAUCUGGGUAUAUUACUGGGUGUUAGCCAGCAAUCUUGUGCUCCGCUGCACGUGGACGUACAAGCUCUCAGCACAUCUUCGGCACAACUACCUGACAGUGUUUACAAUAGCAGCACUGGAAAUUUUGAGGCGGUUUCAGUGGGUGUUUUUCCGUGUCGAGAACGAGUGGAACAAGAUGGCAGCCAAGCAGAAUCUGGAAAUGUCAUCUGACAUUCCUUCUGAAGGAGACAGGCUUUUGGAUUCAAAUAGCCAUACAGUAUGAACUAUGAACGUCAGCUCUGAUAUUUUGCGAUUCUGAUUCAUCAUUCUUUUAGUGACCAUUAUAGCAUGAUUCACGUCCAAAAUUCUGUUUUGUUUGUAGAGGCCAAAAAGGUCAGGGUUGCAUGAUAGGUUUCUACAAAAAACGAAAUUCUUGGCUCUACAUAUGUAUUAUGUAAUCCUUUUGGCUAUAUAUAUACCAUUUGUAAUCCCCUUGAAUCCAAAAGAGUUGUUUGUUGACAGUUGACAUAUCAAAGAGGAAUGAAUAUCAAUACCAAAGAUUUCAUAUGUUCU